AUGGAGGUUCUAUGUCUCAUCUAUGGAAUUCCUUCCCUCAUUUUGACAACUUUCUUCGUCCCAUUUUUGAAUCGAAAUGAGUUUAAAUACUCUUUCUACAAAAUCUUGCCAUGCAAUCUAGUUCUGAAUAUCUUCUGUUACCUAAAUGGGUGGUUUAUUCGUUUUUGUUCCUGGAGUUUCUCGGUUCCAAUGAUGCUUGUCGUUUAUGAAAAUUGCAUUAUUGCAUUUCAUUUUACUUCGUGUUCGGUGAACUUUUAUUACAAUGCUCAAGCAAUAGGUGUGAUUCUCCUGACAAUUCAUCGACUCACUUCGUCUAAAUACAUAACAGCUAAUCAGUUCUGGAAUAAAUUUUAUCACAGUGUAUACGUAUUAGUAAUAACUCUGAGUCUGGGGCUUGCUCUUUUUGUAUACCUUAAUGGGUACAUUCUCCCGAAACAUUUUGAUUAUACCACAGAAAUGUUUCUGGCUACUCCAGUUGAUCCGAUAAAGUAUGCGAUGCUCAGCAAAAUAUUUUUCAUUGAAAGCACCAUCUAUUUUUCUUCUAUUUUGAUUUUGAACAUUUCGACUAUAAUUGCUAUCCGACAACGUUUUAUAAUCAACUCUACCAGUAAAAAAACACAGAAAUUAAUGAGAAACUUGACAACAACUGCUCUCAUCAAUUCUUCUUUAUUUUUCAUUGUUUUUGUCUGGCAGCUUCUCGGAGCAAAUGUAUUCGGUGUCCAGUUCUUCAUGGGCAGUAUGUAUAUUUUAUCGGAUGCGUUAUCCUUAUCUCUUCCUUAUAUUCUGCUAUCAUUUGAUCAAAACGGUCGGAGCACGCUGGCUAAAAUAAUUGGAGGACAAGCAGCUAUUCUGGCCAAAAACAUAGGCGGUAAACCUCAAAGGACUACGAGUGUUGUCAGCAUUAUCUAA
Messenger RNA from Caenorhabditis remanei, 909 nucleotides. RefSeq lists its product as uncharacterized. Lineage: Eukaryota; Metazoa; Nematoda; Chromadorea; Rhabditida; Rhabditidae. Gene Ontology annotation, molecular function: transmembrane signaling receptor activity. The coding region runs from base 1 to 909 and encodes 302 amino acids. The transcript has 5 exons. The record is from RefSeq and is a predicted model, not a curated record. Gene Ontology annotation, biological process: sensory perception of chemical stimulus. Gene Ontology annotation, cellular component: membrane.